Messenger RNA from Rhizophagus irregularis DAOM 181602=DAOM 197198, 668 nucleotides. RefSeq lists its product as uncharacterized. Gene Ontology annotation, molecular function: DNA-binding transcription factor activity, RNA polymerase II-specific; RNA polymerase II cis-regulatory region sequence-specific DNA binding. The record is from RefSeq and is a predicted model, not a curated record. Gene Ontology annotation, biological process: anatomical structure morphogenesis; cell differentiation; regulation of DNA-templated transcription. NCBI's taxonomy places the organism in Eukaryota, Fungi, Glomeromycota, Glomeromycetes, Glomerales, Glomeraceae.
CAAAGAAAAAAUAUUGUCAUCUUUUGAUGUUUGACAUAUCCGAUCCAAACCAAGAGACGGAUUCGUGCAACAAUGGAUUUUAUAAUGAUGAUGGUUUAAAAUCUUGUUCCAAUGGUUCUUCACAGAAGGCAUCAACCGCAGUUAAUCAAAAGUCACUUGUAAACAAGCCCACGAAACAACGCAAAUCUCGAUCAAGGAAACCAAAAAGAACUCCUCGUCCACCAAAUGCUUUUAUUUUAUAUCGGAAAGCAAAACAACCUGAUGUUGUCGCUCAGAAUAAAAAUUUAACAAACGCUGAAGUAUCUAAAGUUAUUUCUAAAAUGUGGUGGAAGGAAACUGAAGAAGAAAGAUUUCAAUGGGAAAAACGCGCUGAUAGAAUGAAAUUAAAACAUAUGCAAGAUUAUCCAGAUUAUGUUUAUCAGCCAAAAAAACCUGGUACUAAAAAAAGAAAAUCAACCCAACGUAACGAUAAAUCCAAUAAACCUACCAGUGAUGGAAAAAAUGUAAAUAGGGUCACUUCUUCAUCAACUCCUUUCUUAGUCUCAGAAAAAAAUUUUGUACCAGAUGAAACAAUCACUGCCAUUGCUGAAGUUGCCUUCGCAGUUGGAAAUAAAUCUAAUUAUUCAAUGCCGCUCACAUCAAGUAUACCAUCUCCCCCAUCAUCCAUC